AUGGCCGGAACGAAGAUGCGCAAGGUCCCCAAGAACGAGGAGGAGCUCAAGAAGGCCUUUGACCUUUCCCAUUUCGACCUAAAUGCCAUCAUACGAGGCACUCAGCUCACCCUGGUCGGGGCCAACAGAGCUUUUCAAAAUCCGAAUAUAUUCACUAAUUCCCAUUAUAAGCAAGCCGCCUAUGCUGUUGGCGCAGGAAUCGCCAUCCGCCUCGCUAUUGCCGUACCGAUAUUUGCCAUCAAGAUAUUGGUCCGCCUCCUGGGUCUCUUUAUGAACCUCGAUCAGACAUCGUGGGACGAGAAUCUGGUCAACGGGCUCGAGUUAAUCGCCAAUCAUGUCCUCCAGGUCCCUCUGUUCCUUAUGACGCUCAUGCGUUACAUUACCCCGACCCUGGACAACAUGUUCAUGGACUCGCUUCAAUGGGUGGACUUGACAUAUGUCCAGAAACACAAGGAAGAAGAUCCCAGCAAGCUUCGAGACAUGUACUACCAGAAUCUUCGACAGUACAAACUCAAAGAUGGCAGUACACACACAACGAGCACCGCCGAGGCCAUCAGCCUAUUCUUAUACCGCUUCGGCCGCAAAGCAGCCAUUUCCUUGGCCAUUUUUGGCCUGUCAUACGUGCCAUACGUCGGACGAUUUGUGCUGCCCGCUGCCAGUUUCUACACGUUCAACAAAGCCGUGGGCCUCGGACCAGCAGCUGCCACCUUCGGCGUUGGUGUCUUUCUCCCGAAACGAUACCUGGUUAUCUUCUUGCAGACAUAUUUCUCGUCGCGCAGCCUGAUGCGAGAGCUGCUCGAGCCAUACUUUGCACGAGUCCACAUGACGAAACAGCAGAAGAAAAACUGGUUUCACAGUCGAGAAGGGCUUCUUUUCGGGUUCGGAAUUGGGUUCUACACUCUGCUCCGCGUCCCAUUGCUUGGAGUCUUGAUAUACGGCAUUGCGGAGGCUUCAACGGCGUACCUCAUCACUAAGAUCACGGAUCCUCCGCCGCCUCCGUCGCAAAGCAAAGAGUUCGCCGAAAGCCAGCAGAUCUGGAGGAAUAAGCACGAGUUCUUGAGCCUAUCACUUGCUAAUCUGGACGCACUACACGUGGGCCAUGAUGCUCCCGCCGCCUCUUCGACAUCGUCGUCAAGUCGACCUUCAGAGCCACCUUCGUAUGAGAAAGCUACAGAGGAUAAAAAGGAAUUGUAG
This is a messenger RNA of Pseudomassariella vexata, 1194 nucleotides long. Its product is annotated as transmembrane protein UsgS. The record is from RefSeq and is a predicted model, not a curated record. Lineage: Eukaryota; Fungi; Ascomycota; Sordariomycetes; Amphisphaeriales; Pseudomassariaceae. The transcript has 4 exons. The coding region runs from base 1 to 1194 and encodes 397 amino acids.